Amaranthus tricolor (Joseph's coat) is the source of this 1831-nucleotide messenger RNA. Its product is annotated as AT-hook motif nuclear-localized protein 19-like. The transcript has 2 exons. Lineage: Eukaryota; Viridiplantae; Streptophyta; Magnoliopsida; Caryophyllales; Amaranthaceae. Gene Ontology annotation, cellular component: nucleus. The coding region runs from base 455 to 1327 and encodes 290 amino acids. Gene Ontology annotation, molecular function: DNA-binding transcription factor activity; minor groove of adenine-thymine-rich DNA binding. The record is from RefSeq and is a predicted model, not a curated record.
UGUAGCAAAAGUUAUAGUAAAAACAAAGAAUGCCUUCACCUCAAGGUUUCCCAUAACCUUGACAUAAAGUAUAUCCAACCUUAUUGCUAGUGCUAGGGUUUCUACUAAUUAGCACAAUUAUCCAUUUUUAUACUUGGGUUUUUAUCACUAUAUAAUUAUUUAGAGAGGGUGAGAAAAAGGAAAAAAAAAAAAAAAAAAACAUAGACAAAACACCAAACCUCAUAAACAGGAAGAGUUUCUAACUCAUAUACUAUGAUAUAGUCGUCUUCCUAGUAGAUAGAGAUUUAAAAAAUAUAUAUCAAAAUAGUACUUCAAAAGAGAGUAGAAAAAAAAAGUAAAUUUUAUAUAUGAAAUCAACUUAUUCAUAAAUAAGGUGAUUGAAUUCUGGUUUUUUUUGUGGGUAAUUCUAUAGUGGUUGACUUUUUGAUUGAUUUUGGUAAGGAAAGGAAGAAAGAUGGCGAAUCCAUGGUGGACGGGUCAAGUAGGGUUACAUGGGAUAGAGUCAACUUCAUCCGGGAUGAAAGUGAAGCCAGAUCUAGGAAUCUCCAUGGGAGCUGAUCACGAUCAUCACCAACAUCAUCAAGUUCAUGAUGAAGAUCGAGAAAAUAGCGAUGAGCCUAAAGAAGGUGCAGUUGAGGCGCCCUCUAGACGCCCUAGAGGGCGCCCAGCUGGGUCAAAAAAUAAGCCCAAACCUCCCAUUUUUGUGACCCGGGACAGCCCAAACGCGCUUCGUUCCCAUGUCAUGGAGAUAGCUAGCGGAGCUGACGUUGCUGAUAGCAUCGCCAGCUUCGCUAGAAGACGUCAACGAGGUGUCUGUGUCUUAUCCGCAACAGGCACCGUCGCUAACGUCACUAUCCGACAACCCUCAUCAGGGCCCGGAGGGGCUACAGUCGUUGCCCUACAUGGACAGUUCGAGAUCUUAUCUCUUACCGGAGCUUUCCUCCCAGGCCCCGCCCCACCCGGUUCCACGGGUCUCACCGUCUACUUGGCCGGAGGCCAAGGUCAAGUAGUCGGUGGAUGCGUGGUGGGGCCACUCAUCGCCUCUGGCCCGGUUAUGGUAAUCGCUUCAACAUUCUCCAACGCUACAUAUGAGCGACUUCCAUUGGAAGAACAAGAGGAAGAACAAGCGGGUCCGGGCCAGAUGGGUACCGGGUCCGGGUCCCCUUCAGGACAACAACAUCAUAAUAUUGGAGGAACAGUACCAGAUCCAUCUUCUGCCCUAGGAAUGUACAACUUAGCAUCAAAUAUGUUACCUAAUAAUGGAGGAGGAAAUAAUAAUACUCAUGAAGCUUAUGGAUGGAAUCAUGGUGGUCGCCCUCCUUUUUAACAAGAAAUAAUGGGUUUUAUUGAGUAAAUAUUUAUGGGAAAAAUAUAAAUCAAAUGAAGAACACAAAUGUUAUUGUAAUAAAAAAUUAAGAGAAUAAUCAUAGUAUACAAAGUUUUGUGCAAUCAAUGGUUGGAGUAGCCUUGGGCAUCAACAAUCAAGGCAAGCAAUAGACUAGAAUAAGUGUUGGAUGGCUAAAGGGAGCAUUGAGGACCAAGUGACUAGUUGAUCAAGAAAUACGAUUAAUCAGAAGUUCCCAUGCUACAAGUGCUCGAACAAGAGCCGGGUGCCAGCUGGCUCUGUCUCAUUUGUUGUUUUGUAUUGAUACUUCUAUGUUUUUGCCCUAUGCUUUCUUAUAAAUACCACACAAUCGCAUUUAUUAAUGUGCCAAAAGUCUCAUUUAUUAGCUCUCCUUUUUUAAUUAUUAUUCCUUAACAUUAAAUCUCUCUCCUCCAUCAAUCUCUCAAUUGUAAUUUCUUCAAGUUCUGUUGUUUAUCCUCUAAACAC